GGGCGCGGACUUGUGUCCCUGCUCGCGGACGCCCGCGUGCCGGGCGAGAGCUCCCGGAGCGCCGGGCCGCGGGGACUGCAGCUGACGGCCCGGGGCGCGGCGGCCGGGCGGCCGUCUCCGCGGGCGGGGAGCGAGCGCGUGUGUGCGCGAGAGCGGCGGGCGGCGGCGGGAGGAGGCGCAGGCGCGUUGCUCGCCCGUCUGCAGCCCCGCGCCCAGCGCCGCGUCUCGGGGAGUUGAUGGCAGCACCACGGUGCGGCCGCCCUGCCGAGCGCCGAGCGCAGCCUCCCGCCGCUGCCCGGGGAGCGUCCAAGAUGAGGGGGGCUCGUGGCGGCAGCGGCCGCAGCAGCGCCAGGGACGGGGGCGCGCAGCAGCCUCCGCUCGCCCGCCUGUGCUGACCUGCCUCGCCUGCCCCCAGAGAAUGUCAGCCAAGUCCAAGGGGACCCCCUCCUCGUCCUGUCCAGCCGAGGGACCGCCGGCAGCCUCCAAAACCAAGGUGAAGGAACAGAUCAAGAUCAUCGUGGAGGAUCUGGAAUUAGUACUGGGCGACCUGAAGGACGUGGCCAAGGAACUUAAGGAGGUGGUUGACCAGAUUGACACCCUGACCUCUGACCUACAGCUGGAGGAUGAGAUGACCGACAGCUCCAAGACGGACACCCUGAAUAGUAGCUCCAGCGGCACGACGGCCUCGAGCAUAGAGAAGAUCAAAGUGCAGGCCAAUGCCCCUCUCAUUAAACCCCCCGCACACCCCUCUGCUAUCCUCACCGUCCUGAGAAAGCCAAACCCUCCGCCGCCUCCCCCACGGUUGACACCUGUGAAGUGUGACGACCCCCAAAGAGUGGUGCCAGCCGCCAAUCCUCUAAAGACCAAUGGAACCCUUCUGCGAAACGGAGGCUUGCCAGGGCCGCCGAACAAAAUUCCCAAUGGAGAUGUCUGCUGCGUCGCCCCCGGGACCUUGGACAAGGCUCCAGCACAGCCUCUGAUGCACAGACCUGAAAAAGACAGGUGUCUCCAGGCAGGACCUCGGGAGCGAGUUCGGUUUAAUGAGAAAGUGCAGUACCAUGGCUACUGUCCGGACUGCGACCCCCGGUAUAACGUAAAAAACAGGGAGGUCCACUUACACAGCGAACCUGUCCACCCACCGGGAAAGCUUCCUCACCCAGGCCCCCCGCUUCCUCCUCCACCCCAUCUCCCUCCUUUCCCCCUAGAGAAUGGGGGACUGGGAAUAAGCCACAGUCACAGCUUCCCCCCUCUCAGACCUGCAACUGUGCCUCCUUCCACUGCACCAAAACCACAGAAGACGAUCUUGAGGAAAUCAACCACUACCACAGUGUGAUGUAUGCCAUUUCAAAAACUUUUUGUGUUUUUUUUUAAUUUCUAUAUUAUAAACAUAAAAUAAUAAAUAAGGAGCACUUUCUACUCAAGCAAUAAAAAGCCCAAAUAUAUUAAUUCUGCAUUCAGCAAAGUGGCAUAAAAAAAAACCAUCUGGUAAGUAUGCCGUGUGUUGUUUCUAUCCCAGGUUUACGUUAUUUAAAAAGUUGCAUCACCAGAAACCACAGAACCAUGAAAAGGCUGAAUAUGUUGUGUGUGUGUGUGUGUGUGUGUGUGUGUUUAACUGACCUGUGAUAAACAGUGACCUGCAGGUUUCAAAUAGUUUGGUUUACUAUAAGAGAUGGAAUUAGAUUCAUUUUAUUCAUGCCUAACUCAUCUAUGCAUUAAUAACAUAUCACCCCCCCCCCCAACUUCGACCCGAUGCUUUUCAGGAAGAAAUUUUAAUACUGAAGGACUAUUUUGUUAUUUUUUUUCUAAAGAUGUUUGUCACUAGUUUUACAUUAUUAAAUGCUGAGAACAAUACCAAAAAGUUUAUUUUCUAUACUAUACAAUUAUAUGUUCAAGCUAUCUAUGUAAUGAAAGACUUUGUCUGUGGAAAUGUCAUGUGUCAAUAAACAACAGUACAUAAUGGCAAAAUCAGAUGUUCCUCAGAAUUAAAAUGCAGCAGUGGUUCAUUUCAUCCCUACUCAUUUCACCGAAAUGGGUAGCUAUUCUGACAGAGUGUGGAGAAGAUUACAGUGAGCAUAUGCCAGAAUUUUCCAAGUUCACUCUCAUAGUCAGGUCAUAAGUAGUACUUCACGCAUUUUCAUAGGAUGUAUUGUGGUCCCCCCAAGACCGUAUGUGGAGUGUCCCGUUGACCCAGUGCAUGGCCAAGCCCUUUAAGGCCCUCCUCACACUGAGCAUUCCUCCAGGACACACCAUAAACCAGUAUGUUGAAGCAGUGGGAUGGUUUGCCUCCUGCAUCAGCAAGCUCUCUGCCUUCCAACGAAAUCCCUAUUUAUCAGAACUACAGCGGAAAAUAAAGACGCUUCUGGAAUAGGAUGUUUUUAGUAUCAGCCUUAACGCUGUUUCCCCUCAGAGUUGAAAUAUGUCAGGGGUCUUUGUCAUAUUUUAGGAGGAAGAGAAGAAAUCCUUCCCUCCUAACAUCUUACAAAAGCCCUCUCUUAAGUCUAACUUGCCAGCUUAUGUCACUUACCCAUCCAUGGACCAAGUUAACUUCUCAACUACUGUGAUGUGGACUGAUCGGAUAUUUUGUGAACUAGAAAUGAGCUUAUCUGUCCUAGAAUUAUGAAAACAGGUGCAUACCUGAACAAAAGUUGUCCAUGACGUGGCAAGAGUAGAGGGAUUCAUCUUUGGUAGAAAUUCGUUUAUUGCGCAACUUAAUAAAGAAUGCUUUAAUCUUUUAGACUA
Neofelis nebulosa (Clouded leopard) is the source of this 2739-nucleotide messenger RNA. It is a transcript of the gene PRR16, whose product is annotated as proline rich 16. The coding region runs from base 419 to 1333 and encodes 304 amino acids. Gene Ontology annotation, biological process: positive regulation of translation; positive regulation of cell size. NCBI's taxonomy places the organism in Eukaryota, Metazoa, Chordata, Mammalia, Carnivora, Felidae. The record is from RefSeq and is a predicted model, not a curated record. The transcript is spliced from 2 exons.